Molecule: messenger RNA, 2004 nt
Organism: Anoplopoma fimbria (sablefish)
Lineage: Eukaryota; Metazoa; Chordata; Actinopteri; Perciformes; Anoplopomatidae
Gene: rdh8a
Product: retinol dehydrogenase 8a
Exons: 6
Coding region: 304-1257 (317 amino acids)
Biological process (GO): estrogen biosynthetic process
Cellular component (GO): cytoplasm
Molecular function (GO): estradiol 17-beta-dehydrogenase [NAD(P)+] activity
Source: RefSeq, a predicted model, not a curated record
CCUCCACAAGACACGCACGUGCGCGCAUGCACGUCCACACACAUUUUAAAGGAAUUAACCUCAUUUUCGGGGCAGGCGGCACCUAUCAAGUUUAAAAUCGAGUUUGCAAUGCCACGUCUUUGUUUUUGUUUUUUUGGGUUACUGAUUUGAUUGAGCAUGUGACCGAAUUAGAGGCUCACAUGGCUGAGGUGGCUGCAUGAUCCGCUUUGGGUUUUUUAAAGUCCGGUGAUCGGUAGCUCCCUCGGCAGCGACCAUCCAGAGCGGAGGACCGCUGCGAAACACCAGCGCCCACCCGGACAAAUCAUGGCGAACAGCGGGCAGAAAGUUGUGCUGAUCACCGGCUGCUCCUCCGGCAUCGGGUUACGAAUCGCCGUCACGCUGGCCAAAGAUGAAAAGAAGCGUUACCAUGUCAUUGCCACAAUGCGGGACCUGAAGAAGAAGGACAAGCUACUGGAGGCAGCUGGAGACACAUAUGGCAAGACCUUGAUGUUGCUUCCACUAGACGUGUGCAGUGACGAUUCAGUCAAGCAGUGCAUCAACAAUGUCAAGGACCGCCAUAUUGAUAUCCUGAUCAACAAUGCAGGUGUGGGCUUGCUGGGACCUGUGGAAAGCAUCAGCAUCGAGGAGAUGAAAAGAGUAUUUGAGACCAACUUCUUCGGUGUAGUUCGCAUGAUCAAAGAAGUGAUGCCAGACAUGAAGAAGAGGCGUUCAGGACACAUCGUGGUCAUGAGCAGUGUCAUGGGUCUUCAGGGAGUGGUGUUCAAUGAUGUUUACACUGCCUCUAAGUUUGCCAUGGAAGGAUUCUGUGAGAGCAUGGCCGUGCAGUUGAUGAAGUUCAAUAUCCGGUUGUCCAUGAUUGAGCCCGGCCCAGUUCACACAGAGUUUGAGACAAAGAUGAUGGAGGAUGUGGCCAAGAUGGAGUAUCCAGGAGUAGAUGCUGACACAGUUCGGUAUUUUAAAGACGUUUACCUGCCAUCGUCCAUAGAUAUAUUUGAAGCCAUGGGCCAGACGCCAGAGGACAUAGCCAAAUGCACUAAAAAGGUAAUUGAGUCAAACAGCCCUCGCUUCAGGAAUCUGACCAACAGCCUCUACACACCCAUUGUGGCCUUAAAGUACGCAGAUGAGACUGGUGGCCUUUCUGUCAACACCUUCUACAAUCUACUCUUCAAUUUUGGCCCUCUCAUGCACAUCACCAUGAGCAUCCUCAAGUGCCUGACAUGCAGCUGUCUGCGUAGACGCACUGUCUCACCUAACUAAAAAAGGGUGACCAAUCCUGCCUCUUACCUUUCCCCUCCCUGUUUGCUGACCCUCACCAAGUUCCUACUGCCUUCUCCUGAGGUAUUUGGCUAAGCAGGUAGACUAGAGCCAGUAACCCAGGAAAGGGGAGGUGCCUUUUAGUUCAAAGACAUUACCAUGAUAAGCUUUGCCAUCAUGCACAAUUGCACAGGUUUGUCACAGAGAUGUUGUGUUCAGGAUGGCAUCAUGUACUCAAACACUCACACACUGAGAGAAACAUACAAAUAUUAAACACAGAAAUACAAGCAACACACACAAACAUUGGAUUAUUGUACAUACAUACUAUUAAGCUAAAGCCACGCCUUAGUCAGAUAAAGCGUGGCUAUACAGUUAUUAGAUGUCUAUAUUGUUUAAAUGAGAACUCACAGACAGGACAUGAGAUGCGAGCCCAAUGGACAGACAACAAAGCACAAAAAAAAUGAACUCUGUUACAGAGAGAGACAAUAAAAUUAUAGUGAAAUAAUAAUUCUAUAACUUGUAGCCUAGACAACUGUACACUCAGGCUCACCAGAGUUAUAACAUGUAUGACAGAGACCGAAUGAAUUUAUCUGCUUCAAUUGUUUCGUUCCCUUAAUUUCAUGUUUUUAGUGUUCUCAUGGUCAUAACUGCUGUUAAAUCAUAUUUUUUAAUUUUUUGAUAAACUGAAGGUUUGUGAAGGUAGAUAUUUUUAAUCUAACUUCUUGAUUUAAAAAUAAAUAAAGUUUUGAU